GGGAACUACCACAGUUUGCCGACAGCAUACCGAAUGUUACUGUACCUGUGGGACGUGAGGCCUAUCUAGAAUGCACAGUGGAGAAUUUGGGCAAUUACAAAGUGGCGUGGAUUAAGCUGAAUACCCAGACCUUAUUGACGAUCGACACUACGGUCAUCACUAGGGAUGAUCGGAUCCGCUCGACUAACAACAACUUCCGUCAGUGGUACUUACACAUCCGAGACGUUAAGGAAGAUGAUCGGGGAUAUUAUAUGUGUCAGAUCAAUACAGAGCCCAUGAUCAACGUGAAAGGAUUUUUAGAUGUCCAGUUGCCUCCGACAAUUCAAGAUAAUGGAACAAGUUCGGACAUGAUAGUCAAUGAAAGGUCCUCUGUCAGCCUACACUGCACGGCCACUGGUUACCCGAAACCCAAAAUCUUCUGGCGACGAGAAGACGAAAAAGACAUCAAUCUUGGGUCAUUCGGUACAAAAUCCUUUUCAGCUGCUAAGGUCAAAGGGAACUUUUUGAAUUUGACCCAUAUUACAAGGACCCACAUGGGAGCUUACUUGUGCAUCGCCUCCAAUGGAAUUCCUCCUUCGGUCAGCAAGCGUAUCAUGCUGGAGGUCAACUUUCCUCCUAAAAUAAGAGUGCCCAAUCAGGUUAUUGGAGCCUCCCCAGGAAGUGACGUAAUACUUGAGUGUAAGGUUCAAGCUUGGCCACGACCUCUGACCUCUUGGGUGAGAAACGAAAACACGCUUUUACUAGCCAACUCUAAAUAUCAACUAACUGAGGUAUACGAUUCCUACAAUAUCGAUAUGAAGCUAAAAAUUAGUAACCUUCAGAAAGAGGAUUUUAACGCUUACAAAUGUGGAGCUAAGAAUGCAUUCGGUGAAAAAGAAGGAUUUAUUCGUCUUCACCCAAUGGCUACCGUACAGACCCCUAAAAAGGAGGGAGGAAGAUAUCUUUAUAAUCAACCUAGAUCAAAAGGUCAUGUGGAAAGAACGUUGAAGUUCAGUAUUAGCACAACUCAUUAUGGAAUUGUCUCUGAUCAAGGUUAUGUGGAAAGAACGUUGAAGCUCACUAUUAGCACAACACAUUAUGGAAUUGUCUCUGAUCAAGGUUAUGUGGAAAGAACGUUGAAGUUCACUAUUAGCACAACACAUUAUGGAAUUGUUUCUGAUCAAGGUUAUGUGGAAAGAACGUUGAAGUUCACUAUUAGCACAACAUAUUAUGGGAUUGUUUCUGAUCAAGGUUAUGUGGAAAGAACGUUUAAGUUUACUAUUAGCACAACACAUUAUGGAAUUGUUUCUGAUCAAGGUUAUGUGGAAAGAACGUUGAAGUUCACUAUUAGCACAACACAUUAUGGAAUUGUUUGUGAUCAGGGUUAUGUGGAAAGAACGUUGAAGUUUACUAUUAGCACAACACAUUAUGGAAUUGUUUCUGAUCAAGGUUAUAUGGAAAGAACGUUGAAGUUCACUAUUAGCACAACACAUUAUGGAAUUGUUUCUGAUCCAGGUUAUGUGGAAAGAACGUUGAAGUUCACUAUUAGCACAACACAUUAUGGAAUUGUUUCUGAUCCAGGUUAUGUGGAAAGAACAAGACAACGAUUUACUAGUAACUACAUACCUGUAUUUCGCAUUUAA
This is a messenger RNA of Limulus polyphemus (Atlantic horseshoe crab), 1622 nucleotides long. RefSeq names its product lachesin-like. Lineage: Eukaryota; Metazoa; Arthropoda; Merostomata; Xiphosura; Limulidae. Gene Ontology annotation, cellular component: neuron projection. The transcript has 7 exons. The record is from RefSeq and is a predicted model, not a curated record. The annotation marks the transcript as partial.